Pneumocystis jirovecii RU7 is the source of this 714-nucleotide messenger RNA. RefSeq lists its product as uncharacterized. Gene Ontology annotation, cellular component: PAM complex, Tim23 associated import motor. Gene Ontology annotation, molecular function: protein homodimerization activity; adenyl-nucleotide exchange factor activity; protein-folding chaperone binding. The record is from RefSeq and is a predicted model, not a curated record. NCBI's taxonomy places the organism in Eukaryota, Fungi, Ascomycota, Pneumocystomycetes, Pneumocystales, Pneumocystaceae. Bases 1 to 714 code for a protein of 237 amino acids. Gene Ontology annotation, biological process: protein import into mitochondrial matrix; protein folding. The transcript has 2 exons.
AUGAUUCAUACGUUUGUAAUGAAUGGAAUUCGAUGGUCACGGGCAAGUGCAGUCGUUGGUGCUCGAAAAUCCUGUUUUAAACGAACAUUUUGGGGGCAAAACGUCUUAAAACGAGAAGAACCAAAUUCAGAGGCUCUGGGUGCAAAAGAUGCGGAAUCUUCUGUGUCAGAGGAUAUAAAUAAGUCUUCUGGGGGGCCUUCAGCUGAUUGGGAGCCAUUGGCUUCUUCAGAACCUACAAUUUCUGUUAUAAAUCCAGAGAAAGAAAUAGCAGAAUUAAAAGAUAAAUACUUGAGAUCUGUUGCAGAUUUUAGAAAUCUUCAAGCAAGAACACAGAGAGAAGUGGCUGAUGCGAAAUUAUUUGCGAUUCAGCAAUUUGCAAAAGAUUUGAUCAAUUCAGUAGAUAAUUUGGAAAGAGCAUUAGCAACAGUGCCUGAAGAUAGUCGUACAAAUGUUGAAAAGAGUAAGGAGUUGGUUGAUCUUUAUGCUGGUCUUAAAAUGACUGAAACAAUUUUGAACAAAACAUUGGAAAAACAUGGGCUAAUAAAAUAUGAUGGUCUUGGAGAAAAAUUUAAUCCAAAUCUUCAUGAAGCGGUUUAUCAAGCAUCAAUUCCUGGAAAAGAGGCUGGAACGAUUUUUCAUAAUGAACAAACAGGGUUUAUUUUAAAUGGACGUGUAAUUCGUCCUGCAAAAGUGGGUGUCGUUAAAGAACAUUGA